Didymosphaeria variabile is the source of this 573-nucleotide messenger RNA. RefSeq lists its product as uncharacterized. The record is from RefSeq and is a predicted model, not a curated record. Bases 1 to 573 code for a protein of 190 amino acids. The transcript has a single exon. Lineage: Eukaryota; Fungi; Ascomycota; Dothideomycetes; Pleosporales; Didymosphaeriaceae.
AUGGCUCACUUGAACCCGGACCCUUUUGACUUCCUCCUUACGUUGGAGGAUGACCUCUACACCACCGCCUACGCCCAAGGCGCCGCCGACGGCUCCCACGCCGGCCGUAUCGAAGGCCGGAUCUUCGGUCUCGAAAAAGGCUUCGACAAGUUCGCGGCCUUGGGCCAGCUGCACGGAAGAGCUGCCGUCUGGGGAGCUCGGUUACCUUCUGCCACUACCAUCACCACCGAAAAGAACGACCUCGUCAAUGGCGAGAAUGAAGCGGCUUUACCAACGUUAAGCGUCAACGAGCGGUUAAAAAAACACAUCCAGAUGCUGCACGCCCUGACCGACCCCGCGACUUUCAGCACGCUGAACACCGAGGAUGCAGUUGCCGACUUUGACGACCGGUCAAAGCGCGGGCGGGCGAAGGCUAAGAUCAUUGAGCGCAUCGUUGGCGAGACAGGAAGCCCAUCAUCGCCGGAUGGAGAGGCGCCAGAGACUGCGGCCGGGAAUAUCCGCAUCAGUGCUGCGAAGCAGAAGAAGGGGGAUGACAGCAUCGAGGACUUUGUUGGGUCCAGGUUCUUGAGCUGA